AUGCUAGGCCACACGUCGCUCAACAGACGCUGCGAAAACUGCAGGAGUUUGGAAUAUAAAAGUCAAUGGGAGAAUCCAUGGUUAUGGUUAUGGAUAUGUAGUUGCCUUAUUAAUUCGAUAUAUUCAUACACAUGGGAUCUCAAGAUGGAUUGGGGCCUUUUAGACAGUAACGCCGGCGAAAAUCGUUUUCUGCGUGAGGAAGUGGUUUAUUCGGCAUCUUGGUUUUAUUACUUUGCAAUAAUCGAAGAUUUUAUACUACGUUUUGUAUGGAUUGCAAGCUUUGUUCUUGUUGAAUGCAAAUACAUUUCUAGCGACUUAAUGACUUCCAUCGUGGCACCUCUUGAGGUCUUUAGACGAUUUGUAUGGAACUUUUUCCGUUUGGAGAACGAACAUUUAAAUAACUGUGGUAAAUUCCGUGCCGUACGCGAUAUCUCGAUAGCACCCAUAGAAAGUUCUGAUCAGACGCAAAUUCUACGCAUGAUGGAUGACGAAAAUGGUGUACUUAAUAGGGGCAAGCGUAAAAGCGGUGGUAAAAAACAGAACAAUGCGAAGGAGGAAAAACGAGCAUUGCUUAAAGAAGAAACCAUAGAUAUCGAUAUAUCGAAUGCAAGUUGAAUAUAGCUCAAAAUUUUUGUACAAUAUUACUUUUAAUUUGCUGCAAUUGCAGACUGCUAUUGGAAGUGUCUGAAAUUUAGUACUUAGGUAGGGAAGAUAAAUCACAAUUUCGUAAAUAACAUAUAUUUGAUUUUGCUACAAUAUAGAUGAUUAUCAAAUGCUUCAGCUUAAUAUUAUGAGUUUGAAACUCUUAGCCUCAGUGCCUUUCAUAUUACUGUCACAUAAAAUACUUUACGAUAAAUUAAAAUAACACAAAAUAUCAUAGCAUCUGCAUUGAGUCUUCCAAUACAAAGAGUUGUAGCUUGGAUUAACUUUAUGAAUUGUAUAGUCUACAGGCACAUAAUAAGAAGAGUUAUACUCACAAAUGAAUCACAUGAAACAUACUUUGCAUGCUUUAUGAGUUAUUGAUGAUAAAGAUUUUGUUUGCCAAUGAUUUUAUUGACUAUAUUGCUACUAAAUUUUUUCUAAAAAUGCCAUUUUUUAAUAAUAAGUUUAAUUGAUUAUAAAUAUAAAUAUUUCUACGAAUGUAAAAAAAUAGACUAUUGAUGCAUCACAUAGUCUGAUGUUAUCACGCUAUUAAGAUAAAUGACACUUAAUAUAUAGACUAAUAUUAGAGGCUGUUUUUUUAUACGUAUUGAACAUACAGUACUUACGUCAUAUGCAUUGCAGUUUAUUGGAUUAUAUAAAUUAUUUUCUGGCAGCAAGAAGAAUAGAUGUACAUACCAUUUGCAAAUUCAAUAUUUAAUUUAGCAAUCCUUUGUAUUAUUUGGAUAAUACUAUUUUGUAUAAAAUAGUAUUACAAUUAAUCCACUAUUUUAUAGAAAUAUUUUGUGAGAUAAUAUUCCCCAUUAUUCAUUAUUAAUUUGGAUAUUGAUAAUAUAAUUUUUGUAAGAAAGACUAUUUAGUAUUUUCAGUUAUUAAAUACUUAAAUAUAUAUAUAUUUAAUAAUGAGGAAAGAAGUCGCGCAGAUGUGU
Molecule: messenger RNA, 1589 nt
Organism: Formica exsecta
Lineage: Eukaryota; Metazoa; Arthropoda; Insecta; Hymenoptera; Formicidae
Product: xenotropic and polytropic retrovirus receptor 1 homolog
Exons: 4
Coding region: 1-615 (204 amino acids)
Biological process (GO): cellular response to phosphate starvation; phosphate ion transport
Cellular component (GO): Golgi apparatus; plasma membrane; cytoplasm
Molecular function (GO): inositol hexakisphosphate binding
Source: RefSeq, a predicted model, not a curated record